AUGAAUUUGACUAACUGUACAAGAGUAACUGAAUUUAUUCUUGUUGGAUUGCCAAGUGCUCAGGGAAUGGAAAAUAUGAUACUUGCCUGUGUCCUGCUGCUCUACCUCCUGUGUCUGAUGAGCAACGGGCUUAUCAUUGUGAUGGUAAUCAUGGAUCACCACCUUCGGAAGCCCAUGUAUUUCUUCCUUAGCAACCUUUCUUUCAUUGACAUUGGGCACACUACAACCUUUAUUCCUAAAUUGUUCGUCAAUUAUCUCUCUGCAAACCGUUCCAUCUGUUUCUACUGCUGUAUGGCACAGUUGUACAUUUAUUUCCUUUUUGGGGUCACCGCAUUUUUUAUCAUCGCUCUGAUAUCUUUGGACAGAUACAUAGCCAUUUGCCAUCCUUUGAGAUAUGCCAUUAUCAUGACUCCUGGGUUGUGCCUUAAGCUAGCAGUAGCUGCCUGGUGUGGAAGCUUUUUCUCCAUUCUUUAUCAGGGAGUAAUGAUUACAAACCUACCCUAUUGUACGUCUAACAUUAUCAAUCAUUUCUACUGUGAUGUGGGACCUGUGCUGAAGAUUGCAGGAGGAGAUAUACAGGUUAUUGAAGCCCUUGGCUUCCUUGUUACUGUGGUUGUGGUAAUGUCCUCCCUUCUUUUUACCCUCAUUUCUUACCUCUUCAUCAUCUGCACCAUUCUUCGAAUGCCUUCAAACACCAGACAGCACAGGGCCUAUUCUACGUGUGCUUCUCAUCUGAUUGCAGUCUGCAUUUUGUAUGGGUCGGUCUGUUUUGUCUAUCUAAGACCUACUGUCAAGAAUUCUUCCUUAAGUGUAACCAAGUCUGUUUCUUGGCUGAAUACUAUGGUUACUCCAGUGCUAAAUCCUUUCAUUUACACCAUUAGGAACAAUGAAGUGAAAGAAGCAGUUUGGAAAGUGUUAAGAAAAAAACCUCCUGCUUUCCCCAAAAUCUAA
This is a messenger RNA of Python bivittatus (Burmese python), 951 nucleotides long. RefSeq names its product olfactory receptor 6X1-like. Gene Ontology annotation, cellular component: membrane. The record is from RefSeq and is a predicted model, not a curated record. Lineage: Eukaryota; Metazoa; Chordata; Lepidosauria; Squamata; Pythonidae. Gene Ontology annotation, molecular function: olfactory receptor activity; G protein-coupled receptor activity. Gene Ontology annotation, biological process: G protein-coupled receptor signaling pathway.